GGAGUAUAGGCUGGGGGGGUUGGCGGUGCCGUGUCAUGGAGGCUCAGUCUCGCAGCAGCCAUUGAAGGGGAAGGAACUGCGGGCGCGCGCGUGUCUCUCUCUGUGUGUGAAAGUGUGUGCGUGCCCGAGUGUGCGCGCGCGGGUGUGUGGACUAGGAGGUGGGGGCAGCCGAGUUAGUCCCAAGUCGUCAGACUCCAUUUGCUAUUCUUUUCUUUCUCUCCCACACCCCGGUGGUAGUGGGCGUUCGUCUUUGCGUCUCUUUUCAUUCAUCUCCAGACCUUUAGAGGUUUUUUAGGGUUGGGGGUAGUGGGGAGGGCAGGCGAGGGGAAAGGAGGAGGACAUGGAGAUGAAGAAGAAGAUUAACAUGGAGUUGAAGAACAGAGCCCCGGAGGAGGUGACAGAGUUAGUCCUUGAUAAUUGCUUGUGUGUCAAUGGGGAGAUCGAAGGCCUGAAUGACACCUUUAAAGAACUGGAGUUUCUCAGUAUGGCCAACGUGGAGUUAAGUUCUUUGGCCCGGCUUCCCAGCUUAAACAAACUUCGGAAGUUGGAACUUAGUGACAAUAUAAUUUCUGGAGGCUUGGAAGUCCUGGCAGAGAAAUGUCCAAAUCUUACCUACCUCAAUCUGAGUGGAAACAAAAUUAAAGACCUCAGUACAGUAGAAGCUCUGCAAAAUCUUAAAAAUUUGAAAAGUCUUGACUUGUUUAACUGUGAGAUCACAAACCUGGAAGAUUACAGAGAAAGUAUUUUCGAACUGCUGCAACAAAUCACAUACUUGGACGGAUUUGAUCAGGAGGACAAUGAAGCGCCCGACUCAGAGGAGGAGGAGGAGGACGAGGAUGGAGAUGAGGAUGAGGAAGAUGAGGAAGAAGAUGAAGCUGGUCCACCUGAAGGAUACGAAGAUGAGGAUGAGGAUGAGGAUGAAGCUGGCUCAGAAGUAGGAGAGGGAGAAGAGGAGGAUGAAGAAGACGAUGAUGAUUACGUUGAUGAAGGGGAGGAAGAGGAAGAAGAGGAAGAAGAGGGUCCUCGGGGAGAGAAAAGAAAGCGAGAUGCUGAAGAUGACGGGGAGGAAGAUGAUGAUUAGACCCUCCAAGGAGAGGCUGCCUGACACUCCCGGUCGUGCAGUAGGGCGGUCACAUUGUCUGUGUUUCUUUAUGUAUGAUAGCUGUCCCAGUAGGAGAUGAUGUGUAACUUUUUAUAGGAAAAGUGUGGUUUUACUAUUUUGGCCUUACCAUUCCGGAUAAGAUUUGCUAGUCUGUUAAUCAUAAUGUACUUAGAAAAGAAUUCUCCUUCAUCUUCCCAUGGUGAAAUUCUCUAGCAUUGUAUUUAGAUUCUGGAUUUUUAUAAUUCAUGCUUAAUGUAUUAGACAUUUUUAGCCCAUAAUUAAAACAUGGUUGCUUUUACACAGGUGUAGUUUGGUGCAUUUCAUUCAUAAUGUUUUAAAGUUAUUUAUAAAUUAACGAAUUACACUUAGCUGUAAUAUGAAUUGGCAGUAGUCUUGAAUUAUAAAGCUGGAUUUUGUUUUGUUUUUUUAGAGGCGAUCCAGAGAUCAUCAGCGUGAAGGCAGUUUUUGGGGUGGGGCGAGGGUAUCUGAGGACGUUCCUGUCACAGUUUGGAAAUUAGAGGCAGAAUCAGGGUUCUCUCUUCAGAAGGCAGGUCAUGGGCUCAGUCCUGCGGAGCCAUAGAUAGUUCAGGGCUCUGUCUUUUCUCAGUCCAGACUUGCUGUGGAGCCCCCUCUGUGGGUGACUGAGCGGGCUGUGGGGUUCAGGUGUGCAUCCCCUCCCAGCUGCUCCUCUUCUGUCACCUUCAUUGCUUCAUUCCUGUCCGCAUCCAACAGACAGCUGGCAAAGCUGCAGACACCCCUGGGCUUUCACCUGUACCUCAGCCAUCUCUCUCAGUUUCGAGCAAGUGAAGUGGUUAAGCUGCCGUGAUGAGUGCUUCUUGUUCGGAGACAGGCUUUGUUGGCAACCUGAGGCUGUGUCAGGAUGAAGCAGCAGCUUCCUCUUUCUCCGAGGUCAGACCGAUUGCCAGCUGAUAACCAAUAACACGUUCGGGUCUAAUUUCUCAGUUUUCUAGGCGAUUUGGAUACCAACGCUGUGAAGUAUUUAUUAUGUUUCUUAGUGCAACCUUUAAUUAUUCUUAGUUUGAAAGCGUAAUCAGAUGUGGCAUUUGAUUGGAAUAUAGUGGCCAUAGGAGACUGUUUGAAAAUCAAUCUUGAAGUUGGUAUUUAUUUCAGGUGGAUAUCUGAAAAAUAAAAACAUUUGGGGGUAUGGGCAGGUGCUUUCUCAUGGCUACUAAACAAACAGCAGACAGGCCUCUCCCUUGUCCUGGAAGCUCCAUGUUUCAGGCAGUUGCUUUUUGAAUCUUGGGUACUAACGUUUGUUUUGCUUUUCUUUUAUAUAUCUAAGGUAGGUUUUUGUUUUGUUUUGUCUAUUUCUUUUUUUAAAAGUUAGUGUCAGCAAAAAUUAUUUUUGCCUCUCUUCUGGGACACAUAGAAAUUGCUCAUAAUAGUGGGGCUGCUGCUUUUUCAAGGUAAGAUGUCUGACCUGGUGUUUGAAAAUAAGAAGUAUGAACUUAUUUGUAGAGAAACUGACAAAGUCAUAUGCCUGACUGAAAUAAAUGGUUGAUGAACUCAGUGAGAGCAGGGAUCUCCAAAGGACUAACUUUGUCCCCUUAGUUCAGUAAUUGGAAUCCUGCUCCAGUCCCUAAGAAUUCUCUUUGCAAACUAUGCCAGGUUCAAAAUAAAUGCUUAUUUUUAAAAAUGAAAUCUAUAUAUUGACUUUUUAUCAAUCAUCUAUUGUGCAAUCAAAAUUAGAGUUCUUGAGUUUAAAAACAGCACAUAGGGCCUCCGGAUAACUGUAAGACUUAUUAGCUCUGUGGGUGGUAUUUUCAUGCAAAUAGGCAAGGGUGGGUUUUCUAUUCUGUAGAAGUUCUGGGUUCUGUUCUAACCCUCUCUGUACUGUGCGUGUGUAUACAAUAUGUUAAGUCCUUAGAGACUUUGCAGUUAAUACUUUUGUGCAACUGUAUUUUGAAUAAAGCCACCACAGUGUUAAACACAAGGACAGGCAGUACUGAUCAUGUGUUUCUGACUAUUUUGGUUUUUUUUUUCCUGACUGCUGUAACUUAAGUUUUUGAAACUGCAUUGCUUUGAAUAAAUUGAAGCGUUAUUAAUAA
This is a messenger RNA of Rattus norvegicus (Norway rat), 3171 nucleotides long. It is a transcript of the gene Anp32e, whose product is annotated as acidic nuclear phosphoprotein 32 family member E. The record is from RefSeq and is a predicted model, not a curated record. NCBI's taxonomy places the organism in Eukaryota, Metazoa, Chordata, Mammalia, Rodentia, Muridae. Gene Ontology annotation, cellular component: nucleus; cytoplasm. Gene Ontology annotation, biological process: protein folding.